GACCUCGAAAAAAACCGAUCCUCAGAAUCCAAACGCUCUAGCUCAUCAAAAUUACACCAAAAAUUGUAAAAACUGCCAUUUGCAACCACGCAAAAGCUUGGCCUGCCACACAGACGCUCAUCGGACAACUUCGCCUUCUGGCCCUCAGGAAUUCGUAGAUAUGGCGCCUAGAAAGUCGCUGCGGAAGGUAGCGCGGCAGCCCGAAGUCAUUGAAAUCUCGUCAGAUUCCGAGUCGGCGUCAUCGGCGGAUGAGGCCCCCUCGGCAGAAACCCCCACCAGACACAGCCAGGAUGGCGACAAGCAAAAAUCCCCAAGGGAAAAGGGAAUUACCGAUGGAAACGAGCAGAUGGACAACAUCUUAACCUCGCCUGCGAGCGCAAAGUUGCCAGUUCGUGUUAAGGACACGGGCUCUACGAGACACAGGCACGUCAGCAUCGAGAUCCCGCUGCCAACUUCGUCGGUGCGGUCCAGGGACGAUGAGAUCCUGGACAGCGGCGGGGGAAACGAGGAAGUCUUCAAGACGCCUCUGCAUGUGAGGAAGCACAUCACAUUCGACAGCGAUGGUGAGGAGUUCGUCACGCCCAUAGAAGCCCCGUCCAGGAACCCCCUCGAGCGCAGUCUCGCCGCCAAGGCUUCAGCAGCGAGGGCAUCUGCAGUCAAGGCACCGCCAGCCGGAGCACCACUAGCCAAGACACCCGGUGUCGAGGCAAAGGAAGUUGCGCCGGAAGCGGACGAGGAUGAUGAGAGCGACAACGACAACGACGACGCGCCCCCAGAAGCUAUCUCUUCACAUGCCGCUGAAACACAGCUGGCAAAAUCCGUAGAGGCUGCCGCAAAGGCUGUAGAGAAACAAGCUGCCGCGCUUAAGCGCAAGCGCAAGGAGCGUGAUGCCGUCUUCAAGGGACAGGCUGAAGAGAGAAAAAGCACCCAGAAGAAGCUAGCCACCCUCCAAGAAGGCGAGGUGGAUUCAAAGCCACAGGAUUCGGCGUCGUCCGAGAAGUGGAAGAGGGCAUUGCCCAAUCUACUUCCCCUAGAGCUGCUAGAGUCGGACGACGAAGAUGACAGUCCUCAGCGGCCCAACUCUGCCGUCGACAGCAAGCCCAAGAGAAGGAAGCUUGGUGCCGCCGCCGAGCGGAAACUGGCCUACGGAGCCAAGGCCCCACGAGACCAAAAGGUGGGAUCGACAGUGUUUAGAGUCGUGGCAAACCGCGGAGACGAGAGUUUGGCGCCCAGGCUCAAGAAGGUCACGAUGCAUGUCAAGGAGCAGCUCCUUAAAAGGCAUCGAGUGCCUCAGGCCAAGGGCGGAUCUUUUGUCAAGAGUCGGUAGACGGAUCGUGGCUGCUCAUGAGAAAAGCAUUCGACGCGAACCUUCUUUCCGACCGGCCCAAGGACCGGAACUCAUCGGGCAGUUGCAUUCUGUCACCUGGCAUUUGGAUCUCGGCCUAUAGGGUGUGAAGACAGGGCAACCUCGAUUCACAAAAUGCACGCGCUAUCUUGUGGAAGGCAUUGAUUCUAUGCAGCGUGUGAUGUUUUUUAGGAUUGCAACAUAGGUUUGCGAGACAGUAUUGAUGGGCUUGGAGAACAAAAUUUGGCGGUUCGCAUCACGGACCGGGAUGGGCUAGGAUCUGACUAGUAGUAAAAUGUACUGGGGACAUAGCAACGAGCAUGAGAAAGAGUUAUGUGUCAUUUUUUAUAAGUAUCAUUUCACGGGAUUGGGAAAUUUGACAUUUGACUCGCAAG
Lasiosphaeria miniovina is the source of this 1740-nucleotide messenger RNA. RefSeq lists its product as uncharacterized. Gene Ontology annotation, molecular function: snoRNA binding. NCBI's taxonomy places the organism in Eukaryota, Fungi, Ascomycota, Sordariomycetes, Sordariales, Lasiosphaeriaceae. Gene Ontology annotation, biological process: rRNA processing. The transcript is spliced from 2 exons. Bases 161 to 1327 code for a protein of 388 amino acids. The record is from RefSeq and is a predicted model, not a curated record.